AUGUUCUUGAAAUCCAGCGCUACAUUCCUUGCCCUUCUGAGCUUCUUCUCGCAGAUCGCACAGGCCGCCUCAAUUCCUAACGACAUGUCUGCGGCACUUUCGGAGAAUAUGAGUCCUGCUAACCAAAUGGAUUCUCUGGCGAGCGACGGCUUGCAGGCGAGUCGUGCUCUCUUCAAUUUCAGAGAAUGUGUGUGGGACGGUGUGAAGAGAACCACUGUAUCUGCCAACCUUUCCGAGUUUGUGGCUGUCGCGUCAACAGGGGACACUGUGUUUGCCGGUGGUAGGCUUGGGAGGAUGCGUUGA
This is a messenger RNA of Aspergillus alliaceus, 303 nucleotides long. RefSeq lists its product as uncharacterized. The transcript has 2 exons. The record is from RefSeq and is a predicted model, not a curated record. The coding region runs from base 1 to 303 and encodes 100 amino acids. Lineage: Eukaryota; Fungi; Ascomycota; Eurotiomycetes; Eurotiales; Aspergillaceae.